GUGGUUGCUCCCACCAUCAGCUCCCCCGUCUGCCAGGAACAACUGAUUGAGGCUGGGAAGCUGGUGGCCAAGUCCGUGGAAGGCUGCGUGGAUGCUUCCCAGGCAGCCACCUCCGACGAGCAGUUGCUGAAGCAGGUGGGGGUGGCCGCCACGGCGGUCACCCAGGCGCUCAACGACCUGCUGGAGCACAUCAAGCAGCACGCCACGGGGGGGCAGCCCGUCGGGCGCUACGACCAGGCCACCGACACCAUCCUCAACGUCACCGAGAACAUCUUCAGCUCCAUGGGCGACGCUGGCGAAAUGGUGCGUCAGGCUCGCAUCCUGGCCCAGGCGACGUCUGACCUGGUGAACGCCAUCAAGGCGGACGCGGAGGGGGAAACCGACCUGGAAAACUCGCGGAAAUUGCUGAGUGCUGCCAAGAUCCUGGCAGAUGCCACAGCCAAGAUGGUGGAAGCGGCAAAGGGGGCUGCGGCCCACCCGGACAGCGAGGAGCAGCAGCAGCGGCUGCGGGAGGCGGCUGAGGGGCUCCGCAUGGCUACCAAUGCCGCAGCCCAGAACGCCAUCAAGAAGAAGCUGGUGCAUCGGCUGGAGCAUGCAGCCAAGCAAGCCGCUGCCGCUGCCACCCAGAUGAUUGCGGCUGCCCAGCACAGUGCCGGAGGGAGCAAGAACCCUUCCGCCCAGCAGCAGCUCGUGCAGAGCUGCAAGUUUCCUCCCAGCACCAAGAACUUCCAGGAGGCCCAAGGCCAACUCAACCAGGCUGCAGCUGGCUUGAACCAGUCGGUCAAUGAGUUGGUGCAGGCGUCGCGUGGGACCCCCCAGAACCUGGCCAAGGCGUCCGGCAAGUUUGGCCAGGACUUCAAUGAAUUCCUGCAGGCUGGGGUGGAGAUGGCCGGCCAGUCCCAGUCCAAGGAGGCCCAGGGCCAGCUGGUGUCCAACCUGAAGGGCAUCUCGCUCUCCUCCAGCAAGUUGCUCCUGGCAGCCAAAGCUCUCUCCGCAGAUCCUGCAGGGCCCAACCUGAAGAACCAGCUGGCAGCAGCUGCCCGCGCUGUGACGGACAGCAUCAACCAGCUGAUCACCAUGUGCACCCAGCAGGCCCCGGGCCAGAAGGAGUGUGACAAUGCUCUGCGGGAGCUGGAGACGGUGCGGGAACUUCUGGAGAACCCCACCCAAGCCGUCAGCGACAUGUCGUACUUCAACUGCCUGGACAGCGUCAUGGAGAACUCCAAGGUGCUGGGCGAGGCCAUGGCGGGCAUCUCACAGAAUGCCAAGAACAGCAAGAUGCCAGAGUUUGGGGAGUCCGUCAGCACCGCCUCCAAGGCCCUCUGUGGCUUCACGGAAGCAGCGGCCCAGGCAGCGUAUUUGGUGGGCGUUUCUGACCCCAACAGCCAGGCCGGUCAGCAAGGCCUGGUGGACCCCACCCAGUUUGCCAGAGCCAACCAAGCCAUCCAGAUGGCCUGCCAGAACCUCAUUGACCCAGCCUGCACACAGUCACAGGUCUUGUCGGCUGCUACCAUCGUGGCCAAGCACACCUCCGCCCUUUGCAAUACCUGCCGACUGGCCUCCUCCCGCACCGCCAAUCCAGUGGCCAAGCGCCAGUUUGUCCAGUCUGCCAAGGAGGUCGCCAACAGCACAGCCAACCUGGUCAAGACCAUCAAGGCUUUGGAUGGCGCUUUCACUCCGGAGAACCGCGAGCGCUGCCGCGAUGCCACGGCCCCACUGAUUGAAGCGGUGGAGAACCUGACGGCCUUCGCCUCUAAUCCCGAGUUUGCCACCAUCCCUGCCCAGAUCAGCCCAGAGGGGCGCAGGGCCAUGGAGCCCAUCCUCUCCUCUGCCAAGACCAUGUUGGAAAGCUCGGCUGGCCUCAUCCAGACCGCCCGCUCUCUGGCAGUCAACCCGAAGGACCCUCCCAAGUGGUCGGUGCUGGCAGGCCAUUCGCGCACCGUCUCCGAUUCGAUCAAGAAGCUGAUCACCAACAUGAGGGACAAGGCUCCAGGCCAGCGGGAGUGCGACGAGGCCAUUGAAACGCUGAACAGGUGUGUCCGUGACGUGGACCAGGCCUCCUUGGCAGCCAUCAGCCAGCAGCUGGCGCCUCGCGAAGGCAUCUCCCAGGAGGCCCUGCACAACCAGAUGCUUGCAGCUGUUCAGGAGAUCAGCAAUCUCAUCGACCCCGUGGCAGGCGCUGCUCGUGCGGAGGCCUCCCAGCUGGGCCACAAGGUCUCCCAGCUGGCCCAGUACUUUGAACCCCUGGUCAUGGCUGCGGUGGGUGCAGCCUCCAAGAUGCUGAACCACCAGCAGCAAAUGAACCUUCUGGACCAGACCAAGACCCUGGCGGAGUCCGGCCUGCAGAUGCUCUACACAGCCAAGGAGGCCGGGGGAAACCCCAAGGCGGCCCACACGCAGGAGGCCCUGGAGGAGGCGGCGCAGAUGAUGAGGGAGGCGGUGGAAGACCUCACGGCCACCCUGAACGAAGCCGCCAGCGCUGCGGGAGUGGUAGGCGGCAUGGUGGAUUCUAUCCGGCAGGCCAUCAACCAGCUGGACGAGGGCCCGAUGGGGGAGCCCGAAGGCACCUUUGUGGACUACCAGACCACCAUGGUGAAGACGGCCAAGGCCAUCGCGGUGACGGUGCAGGAGAUGGUGACCAAAUCCACCACCAACCCAGAUGAACUUGGCAUCCUGGCCAACCAGCUGACCACGGACUACGGGCACCUCGCCCUGCAGGCCAAGCCCGCUGCCCUCACAGCCGAGAAUGAAGAGAUUGGCGCCCACAUUAAGAACCGCGUGCAGGAGCUGGGCCACGGCUGUGCCGCUCUGGUGACCAAUGCCGGGGCCCUCCAGUGCAGCCCCAGCGAUGCCUACACCAAGAAGGAGCUGAUUGAAUGCGCCCGCAAGGUUUCGGAGAAGGUUUCCCACGUGCUGGCGGCCCUCCAAGCCGGCAACCGGGGCACCCAGGCGUGCAUCACCGCAGCCAGUGCCGUUUCGGGCAUCAUCGCAGAUCUGGACACCACCAUCAUGUUUGCCACCGCUGGGACCCUCAACCGGGAGAACGCGGAGACCUUCGCUGACCACAGGGAAGGCAUCCUGAAGACAGCCAAAGCGCUGGUGGAAGAUACCAAAGUGCUGGUGCAGAAUGCCACUGCCAGCCAGGAGAAGUUGGCCCAAGCGGCACAGUCUUCAGUGACGACCAUUACACGCCUGGCAGAGGUGGUGAAGCUGGGCGCUGCCAGUUUGGGCUCUGAGGACCCCGAGACUCAGGUGGUCCUGAUCAACGCGGUCAAGGACGUCGCUAAAGCCCUGGGGGACCUGAUCAGCGCCACCAAAGCCGCUGCUGGCAAGUCUGGGGACGAUCCUGCGGUAUACCAGCUGAAGAACUCCGCGAAGGUGAUGGUCACCAACGUCACGUCGCUCUUGAAGACGGUCAAAGCCGUGGAGGACGAGGCCACCAAGGGGACGCGGGCCCUGGAGGCCACCAUCGAGCACAUUCGGCAGGAGCUGGCGGUGUUCUGCUCCCAGGUGCCCCCUGCCAAGACCUCCACGCCGGAAGACUUCAUUCGCAUGACCAAAGGCAUCACCAUGGCAACAGCCAAGGCGGUGGCAGCCGGCAACUCCUGCCGCCAGGAAGACGUCAUAGCCACAGCCAACCUGAGCCGCCGCGCCAUUGCGGACAUGUUGCGCUCUUGCAAGGAAGCUGCGUGCCACCCAGAGGUGGGCAGUGAAGUGCGGCACCGAGCCCUUCGCUUUGGCAAGGAGUGUGCUAGUGGCUACCUGGAGCUUCUGGAGCACGUCCUGGUGAUCCUGCAGAAGCCCAGCCACGACCUAAAGCAGCAGCUGUCCGGCUAUUCCAAGAGGGUGGCUGGUUCCGUCACGGAGCUCAUCCAGGCGGCCGAAGCCAUGAAAGGGACCGAGUGGGUCGACCCCGAGGACCCCACAGUCAUUGCCGAAAACGAGCUGUUGGGGGCAGCCGCUGCAAUCGAGGCUGCAGCAAAGAAGCUGGAGCAGCUGAAGCCGCGAGCCAAGCCCAAGCAAGCAGACGAGAGCCUCAACUUUGAAGAGCAGAUCUUGGAGGCAGCCAAGUCCAUCGCUGCGGCCACCAGCGCCCUGGUGAAGGCGGCCUCUGCGGCCCAGAGGGAACUGGUGGCCCAAGGCAAGGUGGGCGCCAUCCCAGCCAACGCCCUGGAUGACGGACAGUGGUCUCAAGGCCUCAUUUCAGCGGCCCGGAUGGUGGCCGCUGCCACCAACAACCUCUGUGAAGCCGCCAACGCGGCGGUCCAAGGCCACGCCAGCGAAGAGAAGCUCAUCUCCUCCGCCAAGCAGGUGGCGGCCUCCACGGCACAGCUCCUGGUGGCGUGCAAGGUGAAGGCGGACCAGGACUCAGAGGCCAUGAAGCGCCUGCAGGUGAGGAGGGUAGAGGCGCCUGAGGGAUUGAGGGGGAGUGGGGGGUGGGACGCCUUCCCUGUCGGCCCCAGUGGCCACUGUUGACCUCUCUCUGGUCCAGUUUGGGCCCUGGUGGACUCAAUGAUGAGUCCUUGGGUCAGCUAGGGCUGGGCCUCCGUCCAGCACACUGGCUCCAGGGCCCAGGCAGCUCCGUUGCUGGAGGUGAGGAGACCAGGCCAACUGCCCUUGUCAGCCAAAUCGGCUCCUCCAGCAGCAG
Molecule: messenger RNA, 4648 nt
Organism: Thamnophis sirtalis
Lineage: Eukaryota; Metazoa; Chordata; Lepidosauria; Squamata; Natricidae
Source: RefSeq, a predicted model, not a curated record